AUCCGGGAACGUCGUGAUCGUAACGUGAAAUAAUGAAUUUUGUUGUUUUAGAAUAUGGGUGAAUAUGUGCAAUAAUUUACUAAACAUUUAUGUGCAAAGUGUUGUGUUUUAAUUGUAUUUGUGUAAUUUGAGUGCGAAAAUGGCCACGGAUAAGAUUAAAGUAGCCGUUCGGGUUCGUCCUUUUAACAGGCGAGAACUCGAACUGGGUACACAAUGUGUGGUGGAAAUGGAGAGUCAGCAGACGAUUCUGCAGAUUCCGCAGUCGGCGCACGAAAAAGAAAGGAGACAACCAAAGACAUUUGCGUUCGACCACUGUUUCUACUCCCUGGACCCAUCCCUGCCACACUUUGCCUCUCAGAAGACAGUAUUCGAAUGUCUGGGCAGGGAUAUACUCGACAAUGCAUUCGACGGCUACAACGCAUGUAUCUUCGCGUAUGGACAAACUGGUUCAGGGAAGUCCUACACGAUGAUGGGCUCGCCGGGGGCUGAUGAAGGUGGCAUCAUCCCGCGGCUGUGCGACUCUUUGUUCGAAAGGAUCAAAGUACAACAGUCACCACCGGCACUCACCUAUAAGGUGGAAGUGUCAUACAUGGAGAUAUACAACGAACGAGUUCACGACCUGCUGGACCCCGAGACGACGAGGCGAUCACUGCGCGUGCGCGAGCAUGCCGUGCUCGGACCUUACGUGGACGGGCUCUCGCAGCUCGCUGUUACUUCAUUUCAGGACAUCGACAACUUAAUGACCGAAGGCAACAAAUCGCGGACAGUCGCUGCGACGAACAUGAACAGCGAGUCUUCUCGAUCGCAUGCAGUCUUCAGCGUAGUCCUCACCCAGACAUUGACCGACGCUGCGACUGGCGUCUCCGGCGAAAAAGUCGCACGACUAUCGCUUGUCGACCUGGCGGGGUCUGAACGAGCGGUGAAGACAGGCGCUGUGGGAGAUAGGCUGAAGGAAGGCUCAAAUAUUAAUAAAUCCCUAACAACGCUUGGGCUUGUGAUAUCGAAACUUGCAGACCAGUCAUCCGGCAGUAAGAACAAGGACAAAUUCGUGCCCUACAGAGACUCAGUGCUCACUUGGCUGCUCAAAGACAACCUUGGAGGGAACAGCAAAACUGUGAUGGUGGCCACCAUAUCACCGGCAGCAGAUAACUACGAGGAAACUCUAUCGACGCUUCGGUACGCGGACCGAGCGAAGCGCAUCGUGAACCACGCUGUUGUCAACGAGGAUCCGAACGCGCGCAUCAUUCGCGAACUGCGCCAGGAGGUCGAGACUCUGAAGGAGAUGCUGAAGUAUGCUACCGUCAGCGGCACGGGUUCACCAGUGGGUGAAGAAGUCCACGAGAAACUGGCGCAAAGCGAGCACUUGAUGAAGGAGAUGUCGCGAACGUGGGAGGAAAAACUGGUUGAAACUGGUCGAAUACAAAGCGAGCGUCAACAAGCUUUGGAGAAGAUGGGCAUCAGUGUGCAGGCCAGUGGUAUCAAAGUGGAGAAAAACAAGUAUUAUCUCGUCAAUCUAAAUGCUGACCCCUCGCUCAAUGAACUGCUCGUUUACUAUCUCAAGGACCGCACACUAGUAGGAGGUUCCAGUUCAGCGGACAUCCAGCUCUCCGGCCUAGGCAUACAGCCGGAACAUUGCCAGCUCCUAGUCGAAGGUGGCGGCUUACACAUGGAGCCGCUUGGAGCAGCGCGCUGCUUCGUGAAUGGAACGCCAGUCGUGUCGCGAGUGAGGCUCGGUCAUGCUGAUAGAAUACUGUGGGGGAACCAUCACUUCUUUAGGGUUAAUUGUCCUAAGGCUGCUGAACAAGACUCUGGUUACUCGACAGCGGCGGCGUCCGAGCCACAGACUCCCGCGCAGCCGAUCGACUACAACUUCGCGAGAGAUGAGAUCAUGUUGAACGAGUUGAGCAACGAUCCUAUACAGACUGCUAUAUCCAGGCUUGAGAAGCAGCAUGAGGAGGAUAAACAAGUGGCACUAGAGAAACAAAGGCAGGAAUACGAGCGACAGUUCCAACAGCUAAGAAACAUACUGUCUCCCUCUACGCCUUACCCACCGUAUGCGUACGAUCCGCUCAAAUUAGGUAAAAUGACAGCUUGCACGCCCACAACAGCGGCUCGCGUAGAACGCUGGGCGGCCGAACGCGACGACACAUUUAAACGCUCGCUCGGACGACUCAAGGCAGACAUACUGAGAGCCAACGCCUUGGUGCAGGAAGCCAACUUCUUGGCUGAAGAGAUGAAGAGGAACACCAGGUUCAGUGUCACGCUGCAGAUACCGCCUCAGAAUUUGAGUCCUAAUAGAAAGCGCGGCGCCUUCGUAUCAGAACCCGCUAUAAUGGUAAAGCGCCCCGGCCGUAGUGGCCAAGUGUGGUCGAUGGAGAAGCUGGACAACAAGCUGGUGGACAUGCGCGACAUGUACGACGACUGGCGCCGCCGCCCCGCUGACACAGAGGUACGCCUGCCCUCCACUGACACCGAGCCGUCAGAAACAGCAAUAGAUCCGUUCUACGAGUCACAAGAGAAUCACAAUCUGAUCGGCGUCGCCAACGUGUUCUUAGAAGCGCUGUUCCAUGAUGUCACGUUGGAUUACCAUACGCCUAUCAUCAGUCAACAGGGAGAAGUCGCUGGGAGGUUACAGGUUGAGAUAAGUCGAGUCGCGGGACAAUUUCCUCAGGACAGAAUUUGUGAAGCGGCUUCUGACAGUUCAGGCGAUAUGAGGGACGAUGACGAUCCUGUUGAUCCCGCCACGCAACAGGUGACAAUCCGCGUUGCCAUAAAGCAAGCGACGGGCCUACCCCCAUCGCUAUCACACUUCGUGUUCUGCCAGUACUCAGUAUUCGGCGGCGGCGGGUCGGGCGAGCCCGUGGUCGUCCCGCCCGUGGUCAGCGCCGACUCGCCCGCGCCUGCCAACCCGCCCGCGAACCCGCCCGCGCCGCUGUCUCCGAGGCACCAGUCGCUCAUGACCUUCCGAUUUGAUCAUAAAAAGGAUUUCACUAUACCGCUCACCGAGGAGUUUAUUGAGCAUUGUGCAGAGGGAGCUUUAUCUAUCGAGGUAUGGGGCCACCGUUCGGCCGGGUUCAGUCGAGCCCGCGGCAACUGGGAGGUGGAACAACAACAGCUCGCCAAAGCGCGGUCACUCGCCGACCGCUGGACCGAACUCACGCGCAAGAUCGAACUCUGGGUGGAAAUACACGAGCUUAAUGAUAACGGGGAAUAUGCGCCGGUGGAGGUUGUACAACGCAACGAUGUGUGGACGGGUGGGGUAUACCAAGUCCGGCAGGGCCAGCAGCGCCGCAUCGCCGUGCGCGUCCGGCCCGCACACAACAGUGGCACGCUACCGCUCGUGUGCCAGCAAAUACUCAGCAUCGAAGUCGGCUCCGUCAGUGUCAGAUCACGCCUACAAAUGCCGUUGGACUCGUAUCAAGAUGAGGACUUGGCGGUAUUACGGGAGAGGUGGAGCGACGCGCUGUUUCGUAGACGGCAACAUUUACAUGCACAGUUACAGAAACUGGUGAACAUGUCGCCAUCAAUGAAGAGUGAACGUGACAACGAGCGUGAACAGUCACUCGUCGAACAAUGGGUUUCACUUACCGAAGAGAGGAACGCCGUGUUAGUCCCUAGCCCGGGCAGUCCCAUCCCCGGAGCGCCAGCCGCGUGGGUGCCGCCCCUAGGAAUGGAGCAUCACAUACCUGUGCUGUUCUUAGACCUCAACGCCGAUGACCUAACAACCCACCCAAGCGGCGAGGAGGUAACAGUGGCAGGCUUACACUCCAUCCUGCCUAAAGAACACGGUAACAAGUUCUACGAGCUGCAGAUAUUACAUCAUCACGACAAGGACGUGUCUGCCGUCGCCUCAUGGGACUCCUCCAUACAUGACUCGCAGUACCUCAAUCGGAUUACUGAAGCCAACGAGCGCGUGUACCUGAUCCUGAAGACGACCGUGCGUCUGUCGCACCCCGCCCCCAUGGAUCUCAUACUUAGGAAACGACUAGGGUUAAACAUAUACAAGCGACAGAGCCUCACCGACAGGAUACGGAAGAAAAUCGUCAGUUACUACGCCGACAGGACGGACCAGCUGACGCAGACGGGUGUGACCUACGAGGUGGUCUCCAACAUACCCAAGGCUUCUGAGGAGUUGGAGGAGAGGGAGAGCCUCGCGCAGAUAGCAGCUACAGGGGAGGAGGCCAGCGCUGCUGAUGGAGAGACUUAUAUCGAAAAAUACACCCGCGGCGUGAGCGCAGUAGAAAGCAUACUGACUCUAGACCGACUGCGGCAGAGUGUCGCCGUCAAGGAGCUAGAGCAGGCGCGAGGACAGCCCAUCACCAUGCGCAAGACCGCUUCUGUGCCUAACUUCUCACAGCUGUCGCAGGCGCUCGAGAACGCCGCCAAGAACGGGAACAACUUGAUGCGCCUGGACUCGUCGUUCGAGUCUCUAGCCGGGCUAGCGUCAGGCCGCGCGGGCAGCAUGGCCGACUUAGCCGACGAGACUCCGCGCCGCUCCGUGCACCGACACUCAUACGCCGCCCCUUCGCACAACGACCCCGAAAUACCAACACCCACCAAACCAUUCGGACUCGGCUCGUUCCUAUCAGCCCGGCCAACGUUCCUAAACUUGAAUUUGAACCUGAACUCACUGCGACUACAGACGCCCAACAAGUCGUCUCCAGCGAGUGGGAAGCUAGGACUGCGCAUGACGACGUUACACGAGGAGCCGGGGCGGCGUAAUGAUGAUGACUCGCAUUCGGAGCCCGAGUCCGCGCCCGCUGACGAGCUCGCCACGCCGCUGACACACCGCACACGCAGCCGCGCCACGUCCCGCGGGUUCCUGCCGACAUCGAAGACGUUGGACUCGCUGCACGAGCUGGCCUGCGAGCGGGUGCCUAACAAGAACUCGCCCUCAAUAUCAUCUAGUGGUUAUGGUUCACAAGCAGUAUCAUCAACAAACUUGACGAACGACGACACACUCUCAAUCCGGAGCAUGUCGGUCGACGAGACGCCAGACUUCGACAAAACCAUGGACUACACACACAUCAGCCGAACCAAAACCUCCAUGCAGGGCCUUCGGAACGAAAUCACGGAGUUACGAAACGACAUCAACGAUUUAAAGCACGAUAUUGUCGAAUCGAAACAUGAGCUAGACGAUUCGAUGUUCGAGAAAGCGAAAACUCCAGUAUUAACCCCCGGUUCAAGAAACCGGAUUAAUCCGUUUUUGAGGGAUUGCGAGGAGGCGGUUAAAGAGGAAGAGUCGAAGGGACCGCUUGUGGAUCCUUUGGGAGCUAUUCCUGUUGAGAGUGCCACGUUGCCUAGCAACAAGAGCGUUGAGAGUGCACAGUUAAAUGGAGAGGCGAGGCACGAACAAACUAAUAAUGUGUCGCAUGAUACUUCUCAUGAUACGUCGUUUGGUGAAGCUGAAGUAGAAUCAGUGAGUUCAGAACAGUCGAGUCACGACACAGAGCGCAGUCGGGAGGCGUCGUCUGUCGGCGAGAGCGACUCCGCCUCCACUGGGCCCGACCAGCCUGUUGUCAAGACGCAGUUGCCUGCUGGCAAGGUGGUGCGUCGUCGCGCCGGCGGCAGCGCUCGGACGGGCUCCCGCCAGACCACGACGCGGCCUCGCUCGGCACACGAACCCGCGCUUCACCACACGCCUGCCUCAUCCACUGAACGCAUAGUCGAUGACGAGUCGUCGGAGUCGCUGCAGCCGUGGAUGACGGUGGGCGAGAGCGUGGCGCUGCGGCUGAGCAGCAGCACGGGCGUCAUCGCCUACACCGGCCCCACGCACUUCGCCGCCGGCACCUGGAUCGGCGUCGAGCUCGAUGCACCCACUGGCAAGAAUGACGGUUCAGUAGGCGGCACGCGGUACUUCGAGUGCCGUCCUCGGCACGGCAUCUUCGUCCGCGCGGACAAGCUGGUGCACGACCGGCGCGGACGCUCCGCGCGCGCCUUCCGCGACAACGAGCUCAAGCGCGCGCAGAGCAAGGGAGAAGGGCUACACAACUUGCACAGAUCACGGAGUCGCGGCGACAGCAUAAACGCCGUCGGCACCAAAACUAGGAAUAGCAAAUAGAGCCCCACAACGCUCCCUCGACCGACAGCCGACACAGCCACACCCGCCAGUGUAUCGGACCGAAUUUAUAUUUACGUCCCACACUUGUAUAGAAAACCGCAUUUUUUGUUGCAGUCAUGUAACUCGUAUGGUGCUUAUAUGUAUUGUAGAUGUUUAUUUACUACCCUCGAAGCAAUAUUGUUCGCCUUCGUUUUUUUAUUGUUGGGGACUAAGAAUGGGAAACUAUGAUCUCAAUUUUAUUGACUUUGUUAAUAAAAUUUGUAGACGACGCUAUGUUUCCGGGAUGUGCAACUUUCGAUGUCCUGAAGGACGAAGUCAUCGGGAAUAGAGACCGCCCUAGUUGGUACAGGUCUUUACAGAAGUGAUAAUGAGUAGACAAUUUUUAGUAGAUAAUUUAACAAAUUUACAUGUCACUGGAUUUAUUUGUAAACGAAAUGUAUAUCUUUACCUCUUUUAUUCAAAGAGGACUGUUGACUUAAGUGAUAUAUGAAAUUAAUCUAAAUAAGAAUAGAACCAAUGCCGUGUAAUGUUUGUUAUGGAUUGUAAAACACAUAUCACUUUUGUAGCGGUCUGUACUAGUCGUUUUGUUUUAUUGUAUUAUGAAUUAAAUGAAAUUAUUUUCAAAUAUUUGUAAAUAUAAAUAUGGAAUUAUAAUGUGAUUUAAUUUUAUCAUUUUAUGAAAAAGUCCUGUAAAUAUGUGUAUUUGCGUGUGUAUUAUUAUUUGUAAUGAUCAUCGGUGAUUGAAUAUCGUUUAUUAAGUUAUUUGUAUAAAUUCUUUCUAAUGUAUAGUUUGUGGUGAUAGAUGUUACGGUAAUGUAUACUUAUUUAUAUGUAGCUCAUCGACCACUGUCUGCUUACCCUCGUGUGUACAGGUUUAUAUUCUGUACACGGAAUAUAUCUUCUUUGAUUUUGACGUUUUACUGUUUCUCUUCACUGUUGCAUUUUAUAUGACAUUUUUAAUGUUAGGGUGGAGCGUCCGACUAGUGACCACAUUUAUUAAUGAGUUGACUUAAUUUUAUCGAAUGUAUAAUGUUAAGUUAUAUCAAUAGUUUCGUUCGAUAUGUUUUGUUGUUAAUUAAUUAAAUAGUGGUUAUAGUUGUAUGCUCCACCCUAUCACUUAUAAUAUUCUUGACCUAUACUUCUUACUGCUCACGUGCAUUUUGUGUUCGACACACGAUUGCCAGUUUUAAUUGUGAUAGUAUCUUGCCACCUAACUAUAAAAAAAAACAUAUUUUUUUAUUUCGACGCCUGCUUUUGCCCCUUUUGUUUAAAGGUGUAUCUCAAGUAGUUUAUGAAAUCGUCCAAUAUUACAUCUUCGUCCUUGUAAAAGACUUUGUACUUAGUACACAAAACAGCCACUGACGGAUAACUCAAGUCCAGACAUUGACGCUCCGAUGUGCGGCGCAAGCGGUCAGCGAAUCGAGUCAAAUCAAUACUGCCAUUUAAUGCUUGUUAUUCGAUAAAAGCACUAGUAAUCAUUUCUAUUCUAAUAUUAAAUUUUUAAAUAUCGAAUAAGUACCGAUCGUCAUUUUUGGCGACGAGGUCUCUUGCCAAGUAGACGCUGUCAACUCUGACAGAUGUGACGUCAUAGCUUCACUCAUCUCUUGCGCCGCUCACACAUUAUAUCGAUUAGGUUGUGUAUAUUCGAAAUUUUAUGUAAAUGUAGUCGUGAAUCGGCAUUCUGUAAAUUAAAAUGUCACUACGAAAAAAUUGUCCUCAAUUUAUUAUCUCCAUCCACCUUCGAACAAUAAAUCGGUGAGAUAUCUAACUGUAAUUAGUGAAACAAAAAAUCUUAAUCGAUGUUCUCUCCAUUAUAGUAAUAUGAAGAGUUAUAGUUAAAUUUUUUGAAUAAAGCCUAAUUUGGAUAAAUUAUCAAGAUAUAUUGUAGCGGCAUAGUGCGCGUGUAAUCGUAUUAGGUAAUGUCCACAUUGUUCGCUCCGUGGUAAUACGGGGCAAUAGUCUUAGAUCACCUAAUGUAUAUUCCAUCCUUUUAGUAAAGUAAUCGUUCGUAAGUACACUAAAUGAGUACACAAAAUAGAGUAACACGCCUGGUUAUCUAAUAGUGUUUGUAAGUCCACUUCAGCGUUCAUUCAUAGUUCGCCACUUGCCUCCAUUCCUUGAGUUAUUCUGUGACGUCACAUCGUAGACCAGUCUAGUUCGCGUAACAUCUGUGCGAGCUGUACCACCAACCGACGGCUUGCGAUAUGUGACGUCAACGAAUGCCUCUGUAAACAUUAUGUAUAUUUACAUUUAAAUUGUAAGUUAUUAAUAUAAAAAACGUUAUUCAAAAAUAUUAAACCAGCUGUUUCAAAAGUAUGCACUCGAGAAUUUAAUGCCAACUUUUAGUGGGACCGUGAUUCCAUAGCGGGCAGUCCGUGGUGUAAUAUUCUUCGCUACCAUCACUUUGAGCUCGUUUAUGUUGUUGUGACGUCAUUGGACGGCCUCGCGCGGGACAGCGGUCCAAAUAAUUUGUAAGCAUUGACUGACAUCAUAUUGUCACACAUUCAUAGAGUUAUCACGAUUUACAUUUAUCGAAUGCUUAUUAGACUGUCGUACUUAAACAUUCCAUUUUUUCUAUACAUUUAUCGUUCUAGCAGACGUUCAGUAGUAUUUAUCAGUGAUUAGUUAGAUUUUUAACUACAGAAUGCGACUUAUAUGGCGUUUAUUUUGCAUUUUACGAUUUUUAACUUUGAAUGUAAAAGUAUAUUUACCAUUAUAAUAAAUAAAUCUGGCCCUAACUAGGACAGCUCAAUGUGUAGUCGACGUUAAUAAAAUCUAAAAUGAAAUAUACGUAUUUUCAAAUAUAGUAGGAUGUGUCUUUGAAACUCUUGAUGUGCUUAUGUCCAGUAGUUUGGUAGAACUCGGGCAGUGGACGAGCGGUCAAGCGACGCGUCGGCAGUCAGGCGUCGCGUCGGAGUGCGCACUAGGGCUCCUAGGUUUAGGCAAAUAGUGACCUUAAAAGCAGCGUCUCGUAGGUCCUAAUUUAAUUUUUAGAAAUUAAGCUGACCAUGUGCUGUGCUUUUGUUUUAAACAAAUAGUUUUUAGGUAAUUAAAUAAUUUGUUGUUUAAUAAUAUUUCAUUUUAGAAAAUUGUGUGUAUUAUUCGCAGUCAAUUCAAGAUAUCACACGCUUUUACGAAUGUGAAUGUAAUAUUAUUAUUUUAUGAAAUUGUGACUUGCAUGGAUUUUAUUUUUAGCGUAGAUACCGUUAAGUAAAUUAAUUUGCCAGAAAUUGGAAAAUGUAAAAUAAAUAAAUGACAAAGUAAUGUAUGUAUUUCUAAUUCUUUUUGUGAUAAAUAGGCAGCUACUUUGUAGCAUAGAUGGUUGCAUCUUCAUUACUGUACACAUAAAGCAUAAUAAAGAGAUUUUAAUAUUUAAAUACAAAAAUAGUUCACUUCUAGUGGAAAUAUUUUUGCCAAGUAGCAAGUUCGAGUCAACCAUCGCUGUCAUUAUCAAUAAAUGUAUUAUAAAAUAUUA
Helicoverpa armigera (cotton bollworm) is the source of this 9536-nucleotide messenger RNA. It is a transcript of the gene Khc-73, whose product is annotated as kinesin-like protein KIF13A. Bases 140 to 6061 code for a protein of 1973 amino acids. Gene Ontology annotation, molecular function: ATP binding; microtubule binding; microtubule motor activity. The record is from RefSeq and is a predicted model, not a curated record. Lineage: Eukaryota; Metazoa; Arthropoda; Insecta; Lepidoptera; Noctuidae. The transcript has 39 exons. Gene Ontology annotation, biological process: microtubule-based movement.